AAUGCGUCACUUCCGGUAGGCGGUGGAAGGAGGAAGUCGGUGGCGGUUGUGCGGCUGGCCGGCCGGCGUGGAUCGAGAUGCGGGCCCCCCAGCUCCUGGUGCUCUUCGGCAGCCAGACUGGCACAGCUGAGGACCAGGCAGAGAGGCUGCGCCGCGAGGCCCGGCGGCGGCGUAUGGGCUGCCGCGUGCAGGCGCUGGACGCCUACGCGGUGGCGGAUCUGAUUAAGGAACCUUUGGUGAUAUUUGUUUGUGCGACCACAGGCCAAGGAGACCCUCCUGACAACAUGAAGAACUUCUGGAGGUUCAUAUUCCGGAAAAGCCUGCCAUCUACCUCCCUCUGUCAGAUGGACUUUGCUGUCCUAGGCCUCGGGGACUCCUCAUAUGCCAAGUUCAACUUUGUGGCUAAGAAGCUGCACCGCCGGCUGCUGCAGCUAGGGGGCAGUGCCCUCCUGCCCCCAUGUCUGGGUGAUGACCAGCAUGAGCUAGGGCCUGAUGCUGCCAUUGACCCCUGGCUGGGAGACCUGUGGGAGAAGGUACUGGGUCUGAACCCAGUACCCCCUGACCUCCCUGAGAUCCCUCUUGGAGUCCCCUUGCCUUCCAAGUUCACCUUCCAGUUCCUCCAGGAGGCCCCUAGCACAGGCACUGAGGGGCCAAGUAUAGCCAGCACAGUGCCUCAGGGACCCCCAUCAGAGUCACAGCCCUUCCUGGCACCUGUGGUCACCAACCAGAGGGUCACUGGCUCCCAACAUUUCCAGGAUGUUCGGCUGAUAGAGUUUGACAUCACAGACUCCAGUAUCAGCUCUAGUGGCUUUUCAUACAGCUUUGCUGCUGGUGAUGUGGUGUUAAUUCUGCCCUCCAACUCAGAGGCCCACAUCCAGAAGUUCUGCCACGUCCUGGGCCUGGACCCUGAUCAGUUCUUCCUGCUUCAGUCACGGGAACCAGGUGUCCCCUGCCCACCAGGGCUGCCCCAGCCCAGCUCUGUGAAGCAUCUUGUGUCCCAGUACUUGGACAUCACCAGUGUGCCUCGCCGUUCCUUCUUUGAGCUUUUAGCCUGUCUCUCCCCACAUGGGCUGGAACGGGAGAAGCUGCUGGAAUUCAGUUCUGCCCAAGGCCAGGAAGAGCUCUGGGAGUACUGUAACCGGCCUCGCAGGACCAUCUUGGAGGUGCUAUGUGACUUCCCACACACGGCUUGCGCUAUUCCACCAGACUACCUCUUGGACCUCAUCCCACAGAUCCGCCCACGGGCCUUCUCCAUCGCCUCUUCCCUACUGGCUCAUCCCACAAGGCUACAGAUCCUUGUAGCUGUGGUACAGUACCAGACUCGCCUCAAGGAGCCCCGCCGGGGCCUCUGCUCUUCCUGGCUGGCAUCUCUGGAUCCUGGGCAAGCACAACCUGUCCGGGUGCCCCUAUGGGUGCGGCCUGGGGGCCUUGUGUUCCCAGAGACACCAGACACACCUGUUAUUAUGGUGGGGCCUGGAACUGGUGUGGCCCCCUUCCGAGCAGCCAUUCAGGAGCGUGUAGCCCAGGGCCAGACUGGAAACUUUUUAUUCUUUGGAUGCCGAAAGCGGGAUCAGGACUUCUACUGGCAGACUGAGUGGCAGGAACUGGAGAAGAGGGGCUACCUGACCCUAGUCACAGCCUUCUCCCGGGAGCAGGAGCAGAAAGUAUAUGUGCAGCACCGGCUCCAGGAGCUAGGGCCGCUUGUCUGGGAGCUGCUGGAUCGCCGAGGUGCCCACUUCUAUCUAGCAGGCAAUGCUAAAUAUAUGCCCACGGAUGUUGAGGAAGCCCUGACGUCUGUCUUCCAAGAAGAAGGCCAGCUUUCCAACGCCGAUGCAGCUGCCUACCUUGCCAGGCUCCAGCGGACACUGCGCUUCCAGACAGAGACCUGGGCCUGAGGAGUCACUUUGCCAGCCCACACCACACUGGCAGCUGCUCUGGAGGCCUACUAGAGAAUCUAGAGGGCCCAUUGUCAUCUCCUGGCCCUCUCUGAUCUCACAGCACUUUUUUUAGAUUCAUUGUGUGGUUUCCCAGCCCCAGCUGAGCAAGAGGACACCCCCCGCCUCAUACACCCACAGUCUAUGGAACCCAGGGUCCCACUCAGCCCCAACCGUACUGCAGCCUAUACCCUUGCUGCCUCUCUGUCCAUUCUGCCCCAAACUUGUGGCCCACACUACCCUGGACCAGCACAACGCCCCAGGAAGGCAGCCAUUGUUCUGGGAACCAGGGACCUGUGAGCCCUCCAAGGAGUAUGGGGUCCUGUGAGGGCUGCACAGCCCCUCUGCUUUGGUGCAGCCAUCCCAUAGCACCUGUGGGGCUCAGGCUCAGGGAAGAGGCUGCUAGAACCCAGGUCUCCUGAGUACUUGAAAGGGGCAAGCUUGUCUAUCUCCUGGUCUAUAAGCAUCAGCAGUAAACUGCCCUGGUAGCUGCUCCC
Molecule: messenger RNA, 2431 nt
Organism: Nannospalax galili (Upper Galilee mountains blind mole rat)
Lineage: Eukaryota; Metazoa; Chordata; Mammalia; Rodentia; Spalacidae
Gene: Ndor1
Product: NADPH dependent diflavin oxidoreductase 1
Exons: 14
Coding region: 78-1895 (605 amino acids)
Cellular component (GO): cytosol
Molecular function (GO): FMN binding; NADPH-hemoprotein reductase activity; flavin adenine dinucleotide binding
Source: RefSeq, a predicted model, not a curated record